AUGAGCUCUUAUUUUGUAAACUCAUUUUGCGGUCGCUAUCCAAAUGGCCCGGACUACCAGUUACAUAAUUAUGGAGAUCAUAGUUCCGUGAGCGAGCAAUACAGGGAUUCAGCGAGCAUGCAUUCCAGCAGGUACGGGUACGGCUACAAUGGCAUGGAUCUCAGCGUUGGGCGCUCAGCUUCCAACCACUUUGGUGCCAAUGAAAGAUCUCGCAAUUACCCAGCCACUACCGCCUCUGCGUCGACAGAGCCCAGGUAUAACCAACCUGCAACGUCUUCACAUUCGCCUCCACCUGACCCUCUGCCCUGUACCGCCGUGGCCACUUCGCCUGUCAGCGACAGUCAUCACGGGGUGAAAAACUCCAUAGCUAACUCUACCAGCACUUCGUCCAAUUCCAGCAGCAGCACUCACAUAAGCAGAGAGGGGGUUGGCACGUCGUCUGGCACUGAGGAUGACACCCCAGCAAGCAGCGACCAGGCAAGUGCCCAGAAUGACCAAAGCACAGCUCAGCCUUCACAGCCCCAGAUCUACCCCUGGAUGCGAAAACUGCACAUAAGUCAUGACAACAUAGGGGGACCAGAAGGAAAAAGGGCUCGGACUGCUUAUACCCGAUAUCAAACCCUGGAGCUGGAAAAAGAAUUUCACUUCAAUAGAUACCUGACCCGCAGAAGAAGGAUUGAAAUAGCACAUGCUCUUUGCCUCUCAGAGAGACAAAUAAAGAUCUGGUUCCAAAACAGGAGAAUGAAAUGGAAAAAGGAUAAUAAGCUGAAAAGCAUGAGCAUGGCAGCUGCAGGAGGGGCUUUUCGUCCUUAA
Molecule: messenger RNA, 813 nt
Organism: Emys orbicularis (European pond turtle)
Lineage: Eukaryota; Metazoa; Chordata; Testudines; Emydidae
Gene: HOXA5
Product: homeobox A5
Exons: 2
Coding region: 1-813 (270 amino acids)
Biological process (GO): regulation of transcription by RNA polymerase II; anterior/posterior pattern specification
Cellular component (GO): nucleus
Molecular function (GO): DNA-binding transcription factor activity, RNA polymerase II-specific; RNA polymerase II cis-regulatory region sequence-specific DNA binding
Source: RefSeq, a predicted model, not a curated record